This is a messenger RNA of Lolium rigidum, 1500 nucleotides long. RefSeq names its product serpin-ZX-like. NCBI's taxonomy places the organism in Eukaryota, Viridiplantae, Streptophyta, Magnoliopsida, Poales, Poaceae. Gene Ontology annotation, molecular function: serine-type endopeptidase inhibitor activity. The record is from RefSeq and is a predicted model, not a curated record. The transcript is spliced from 3 exons. Bases 1 to 1500 code for a protein of 499 amino acids.
AUGGCCGUGGCCGGCGACGCCGGCGAGAAGGCGGAAGGAGUGACGAUCAUACCUUGGGUCGGCCAUGGCCCGGGGAAUUGGCCGACGCGCGGCUGGCCGAAGCUAAUGGAGAUUAGCCUCGCCUGUUCGUCCGUCGCCGCCACCCUCUUCGCGUUACACUUCUUCUCCCUCUCCGCCCUGCACGAGUUUCGUUCCGCUGCCGCUCCUGAUCCGUCGCCACUCCGCGUUUGUCAUGCCUGUACUGAAACUGCACUCCCCGUUCACAUCCCUUCUUCUCCAGCCCGUCGGUCCACCACUUCGGCCACGGACAUCGCCUUCUCCAUCACGCAGCAGACUCGCUUUGCCCUCCGCCUCGCCUCCGCCAUCUCCUCAUCCUCCAACUCCAAGGGCUCUUCCGGCAACACCGCCUUCUCCCCGCUCUCCCUCCACGUCUCGCUCAGCCUAGUCGCCGCCGGCGCUGGGGGUGCCACCCGCGACCAGCUCGCCGCCACGCUCGGGGCCGCGCGUCCAGGCAAGUCCGAGGCACUACAAGAACUCGCCGAGCUGGUGGUGCAGCUCGUGCUCUCUGACGCUUCCGGCGCUGGCGGGCCCCGUGUCGCCUACGCCAACGGGGUCUUUGUCGACGCGUCGCUCUCUCUGAAGCCUUCGUUCCAGGAUCUAGCUGUGGGCAAGUACAACUCCAAGAUCCUGUCUGUGGACUUCAAAACUAAGGCUGCUGAAGUUUCUAGUAAAGUGAACUCAUGGGUUGAGAAAAUCACAGCAGGUCUCAUCAAAAAGAUCCUUCCAGCAGGGUCUGUUGAUGCUACCACUAGUCUGGUUCUUGGGAAUGCCCUUUAUUUUAAAGGAGCUUGGACUCAGAAGUUUGAUGCAUCUAAGACAAAAGACGGCAAGUUCCACCUCCUUGAUGGCAGUUCAGUUCAAGCACCAUUCAUGUCCAGUACAAAAAAGCAAUACCUUUUGUCUUCUGACAGCUUGAAGGUACUUAAGCUUCCUUACCAGCAAGGCAGGGACAAGAGGCAAUUCUCCAUGUACAUACUUCUUCCAGAAGCACAUGAUGGUCUCUCGAACUUGGCCGAAAAAUUGAGCACCGAACGAAACUUUAUCGAGAUGCAUAUCCCAGAGAAGAAGGUUCCAGUGGGGCAAUUCAAGCUCCCCAAGUUCAAGAUAUCAUUUGGAUUUGAAGCGUCAGAUUUGCUCAAAGGUUUGGGUCUCCAGCUGCCAUUUAGCGCAGAAGCAGAUCUUUCAGAGAUUGUGGGCUUGCCGGUGGCAAAGAGCUUGUAUAUCUCAUCUCUUCUCCACAAGUCGUUUGUCGAAGUCAACGAAGAAGGAACCGAGGCUGCGGCUGCAACUGCUGCUGCAAUGGUCACACUUAGGUCAAGGCCAGUAGAGCCCAAGAUGGAUUUUGUUGCGGAUCACCCUUUCCUCUUCCUUAUCCGAGAAGACAUCACAGGCGUGGUGUUAUUCAUUGGUCAUGUGGCCAAUCCCCUCAUGUCUUCAUGA